CUCUCAUCAGUUAUUAACUGGUUCUGAUCUGGACUAGGCUCUCACUUUGUCGUGGGACGAUUUAGCUCCUGACAAAAUGUGCAUCAGAUAUCUUGGAUUCCUUCUUCUGAUUUGGUUUCCUGGAGGGCUGCGUGCACAAAGUGCAACACAGUCCUGUACUGCUCCCAGACUAGAUGGUGGUUUCUUUGUCCCAAAGCAAGAGACUUAUUCUGAUGGAACCACUCUGAGCUUUACCUGUAAUAACGGAUAUAAACUUGCAGUGAAGGGCUGGUGGGCAACAACCACAUGUCAAAAUGGUGCAUGGUCUCAUGAACCACAAUGUAUAGACGAAGAAGACUGCAUUGCACCAGAGAUACCCAAUGCAAAUUACACAACAAGCCCAGAUGUUUGGUAUAAGGAUGGACACGUAUUUAGGGUAACAUGUAAUAAAGGAUAUGAACCCAAAAACCGGGCUGCUACAACCAGAUGUAAUAAAGGACAAUGGACCUCUGUUGUAGUCUGUGAGAAAAGUUUCGAUUCCUGUGGUGAGCCCCCUCGAAUCCCCCAUGCUGUCAUCAAGCAUGAAUACAAGGAGGUGUUUGCUGCAGAUACACAAGUGUACUAUGAAUGUGAAGAUGGAUAUACUGUACAGGCAGCAGAAGACACAAAAUCCAUCUUUUGUGUGCAUGGAUUCUGGACUGAUGGUCCAACAUGCA
Messenger RNA from Morone saxatilis (striped sea-bass), 695 nucleotides. Its product is annotated as complement factor H-like. The record is from RefSeq and is a predicted model, not a curated record. NCBI's taxonomy places the organism in Eukaryota, Metazoa, Chordata, Actinopteri, Moronidae.